This is a messenger RNA of Rotaria sordida, 1677 nucleotides long. The record is from the annotation of a GenBank genome assembly. Lineage: Eukaryota; Metazoa; Rotifera; Eurotatoria; Philodinida; Philodinidae.
AUGGUAACAAAGAAGAAAAAAAAAAAUAUAAUGUUAUUAGAAAAUCUUCCAUCAGAAUUAUUACUUGAAAUAUUUUCAUAUCUUCAUCCAUCUGAUCUUUAUACUUCAUUUCUUCCAUUAUCAAAUUCUCGUAUAUCACAUUUAAUAUCUGAUAUUGAUUUAUCUCUUGAUUUAACAUAUACAUCAUAUGCUCGUUUUUUACUUAUUUUAACAUAUUGUUCUCCAUCACAAAUUGUUUUUCUUCGUUUAACAAAUCAAUAUUCACAUGGUUUAUUAAUUACUGAAUUUUUUUCAACAGAUUAUUUUCGUCCUGAAAAAUUUCUUCGAUUACGUUCAUUACAUUUAGAUGAUAUUAUUGGUAAUGAAAUUGAUUGUCUACCACCUUAUCUUGAAAAAUUAUAUAUUAAAUUUCAUAAAAAAGCUAAAUAUGCAUUGAAAUUUUAUCAAUUAGCACUUCGAUCGACAUCAUUAAAACAAUGUUAUCUUAUUGGUGGUUAUGCAUUUGAUAAUACAACAUGUUCUCAUAUAUCAUCAACAACUAUUGAACAACUUCAUAUGGCUAUUAAAAGUUUUCCUAAUGAUUUAUUAGUUUUACUUCAAGCUUUGCCAUGUUUGACUAAACUUAAAACUUGUGUCUACACUCGAUCAUCAGGAAUUCAAUUUUCUUCUUUAUUUACAUCUCCAUUGACUCAUUUGAAUAUCGAUUUACAAGGCAGUGGUGUUACUUUGACUUUGAUUGAUUCUCAAUUACUUUCUCACCUACCACGAUUACAAUCAUUAAUUUAUCAUUCAUAUGGAAAAUCGAAUGAAGACAUGAAUACAUUCAUACAAUUAUCUAGUAAACUUAGUCGUUUUCAAUUUAUUCGAAAAGGUUUAUCAGCCAAUAUUAAUAUUACACAUGGUGAUUUCAACAAUGAUCUUGUUACUGCUGUUCAAGAAAUAACUAAUAAUAAAAAUUCACGUCGAUCAUUAAUUUUACAUACUACACCCUAUCCUGAUAAAGUACUUAAUUUACCAUUUGUUCAGUGGAACAAAGUUCAUAAUUUGAGUGUUAAUAGUAAACAUAUACCUGAUGAAGAAAUUUAUGAUCGUGUUGAACGAGUUCGAAUAAAUCUAUCUGAAUUUUCUAUUAAUACAAAUAUUCCUUCUUGUCGCCAUGUAAAGCAUUUGACAUUAUUUUCAAAUAAUGAAACUAAUAAAUGUAUUAUAUCACCAAAUAUAAUAUCAUCUCUUGUUUGUCUGCCAUCAGUUCGUCAUUUAAUAAUAAAUACUCAAACAUCAUUAUUUAAUUUUAAUCAAUUAUUUACUUUGAUGUCCCUUCAUUCACUUGAUAUAGCUUGGUCUCAACUUCGUCCUUAUUUUUUAUUAUCAAAUAUAAAAAUUCUUUCUCUUAUAAGUGAAUGUGUAUCAUGGAAAGAAAUUCAAUAUUUAAUUAUUCAUUUAAUACCUCAAUUAGAACAUUUACAAAUGAAUGUAACAACAAGUAAUGAAUGUCGACAAAUUCUGAAUUUUUUAUUAUCACCUAAAUAUAAGAAUAAUUUAAUAUCAAUUAAAAUUUGUGUAUGUCAAACAUUGUCAGAUCAAAUAAAACAAGAUCUUGAACCAAUACUACUAUCUUCACAAUGGAUUAAAGUUAAAUGGCGAAUGGAUAACUGGUAUUUAUAUAUUUGGAAAUAA